UUCCCCAGCUGCAUAUGUGAAAGCGAUUGUAAGUGUUUUGAGCAUCUGCUAAAUGAGGUUAAUUGACGCCUUUAAUGAAGCCGCUCCCACAGAGUUUACAUGUUGGGAAAUAUUCCAUCUUCCCACAGCUGAAGAAGCAGCAAACAGGAGGAAUUACUCCAGGAGAACCAACUGAAAUACUAUUGGAAAGAUGGAGUUUGAGGAAGAACACUGCAGAGUGAGAGAUGAAGAUACAGAGGAACAAACAGACUCAGUAGAAGUGAUUGAAGCCAAACACCAGCGGUUUCAAAAAGCUAAUUUCACAAAUGAAGAUGGAAACAUUGUUUCGCAGACAGAACUGAGCUUCACAUCAAAAAGUGCUCGAAAAACUGCUGGAAAAGGAUCUUUCGUCUGCACCGAGUGUGGAAGAGGUUUCAAUAAUAAACCAAACCUUAUGAGACACAUGAAAUUUCAUGCUGGAGAAAAACCGUUUACAUGCACUCAGUGUGGAAAGGGUUUUGUUCUGAAAGCAGGCUUGAAUAGACACUUGCAAAUUCACACUGGAGAAAGACCAUUUCCAUGCACUCAAUGUGGAAAGAGUUUCACAUCCAAAAGCUUUCUGAGGGAUCAUCUGCGCUCUCAUGCUGGAGUGAGAUCAUUUAGUUGUGAUCAGUGUGAUAAAACAUUUGUUUUUGAAGCAAACUUAAGAGAGCACCUUAAAAUUCAUGCUGGUGUGAAGCCUUACAUUUGCAGUUUUUGUGGAAAGAGGUUUUCGCUACUGAAAAACUUACAGCAUCACCAGAGUAUUCAUACUGGUGUGAAACAUUACAUGUGCUUUGACUGCGGGAAGACCUUUUGUACAUCCGGCAACUUAAAAAGACACCAGAGGAUUCACACUGGAGAGAAACCGUACAAGUGCUCACACUGCGGAAAGAGUUUUUCUCAUUCGCCAACCUUGAAAGAUCAUGAGAGAAUUCACACUGGAGAGAAGCCGUACCAGUGCUCUUUAUGCGGGAAGAGUUUCACCCGCUCCUCUAAUCUACAGGUUCAUAAGAAAACUCACACUGGAGACAAACCGUUCACAUGCACUCAGUGUGGACAGAGUUACACACAUAAAUCAAAACUCAAAAGACACAUGAGAGUUCACACUGGAGAGAAGCCGUAUACAUGCAAUCAGUGUGGAAACAGUUUCGCUUAUAAAGAUCACCUAACUAAUCACAUGAGACUUCACACUGGAGAAAAACCGUUUGCAUGUACUCAAUGUGGAAAGAGUUUCAGGUGCAAAAAUGUCCUCAAAGAACAUCUGCUGUAUCACGCUGGAGUGAGAUCAUUCAGCUGUGAUCAGUGUGACAAAACACUUAUCGUGGCAUCAAGCUUAAGAACACAUCUUAAAAUUCAUGCUGCUGUGAAGCCUUACUUUUGCGGUGUUUGUGGAAAGGGUUUUUCACGGUCGUACGCUUUAAAAGAUCAUGAAAGUGUUCAUACUGGUGUGAAACCUUAUAUGUGCUUUGACUGUGGAAAGACGUACGCUACAUUAAGCAUCUUAAAAACCCACCAGAGGAUUCACACUGGAGAGAGACCUUACAAGUGCUCAGAUUGUGGGAAGAAUUUCACUACCUCAUCCUCCUUGAAAAAUCAUGUGCGAGUUCACACUGGAGAGAAGCCGUACCAGUGCUCUUCAUGUGGGAAGAGUUUCACCAAAUCAGCUUUUGGUGAAGAACCCUGCAGAAUGAAAGACGAAGAUACAGAGGAACAAAUAGAUUCAAUUGGACUUAAGGAAGACGAGCAGCAUCAGUUUAAAACUGAAGAUGGAAAUGCAGUCAUUUCACAGACUGAACAAAAUUUCACACAAAAACAAGCUGGAAAAAGUUUCAGACAGAAAUCAAACCGUGACAGACACAUGAGAGUUCACAUUGGAGAGGCCACAUGCACUCAGUGCGGAAAGUGUUUCUUUGUUAAAGAAGAACUAAAUGUGCACAUAAGAAUUCACACUGGGGAAAGACCAUUCACAUGCACUCGGUGUGGAAAGGGUUUCAGUGAGAAAUCAAAGUUUGAGAGACACAUGAGAUGUCACAUUGGAGAGAAGCCUUUUACAUGCACUCAAUGUGGAAAAAGAUUCAAUCAGAAAUCAAACCGUGAUAGACACAUGAGUUAUCACACUGGAGAAAAGCCUUAUACAUGCACUCAGUUUGGAAAGGGUGACUUUGUUGAAGAAGAACUAAAUGUGCACAUGCAAAUUCAACAAACAGAUUCAGUGGGACUGGAGGAAGACAAGCAGCGUCAGUUUGAAAAACCUCAUCAUUUUAAAAAUGAAGAUGAAAAUGCAGUCAUUGCACAGACUGAAGAGAAUUUCACACCAAAACAAGCUGGAAAAACUGGAGCCAAAAGAUCUUUCACAUGCACUCUGUGUGGAAGGAGUUUUAACCGUGCAUCAAACCUUAAAAGGCACAUGAAAGUCCACAUUGGAGAGAAGCCUUAUGCAUGCACUCAGUGUGGAGAGCGUUUCUUUGGCAAAGAAGAACUAAAUGUGCACAUGAGAAUUCAUACUAGGGAAAAAACGUUCACAUGUACUCGGUGUGGGAGGAGUUUCAACCGUGCAUCAAACCUUAAAAGACACAUGAAAGUCCACAUUCGAGAGAAGCCCUGUGCAUGCACUCAGUGUGGAAAGAGUUUCUUUGUCAAAGAAGAACUAAAUGUGCACAUGAGAAUUCAUACUGGGGGAAGAUCUUUCACAUGCUCUCGGUGUGGGAGGAGUUUUAACCAUGCAUCAAGCCUUAAAAGGCACAUGAAAGUUCACAUUGGAGAGAAGCCUUAUACAUGCACUCAGUGUGGAGAGGGUUUCUUUGGCAAAGAAGAACUAAAUGUGCACAUAAGAAUUCAUACUAGGGAAAAAACGUUCACAUGCACUCAGUGUGGGAGGACUUUCAACCGUGCAUCAAACCUUAAAAGGCACAUGAAAGUUCACAUUGGAGAGAAGCCUUAUACAUGCACUCAGUGUGGAGAGGGUUUCUUUGUCAAAGAAGAACUAAAUGUGCACAUGAGAAUUCAUACUAGGAAAAAAACAUUCACAUGCACUCAGUGUGGGAGGAGUUUCAACCGUGCAUCAGACCUUAAAAGGCACAUGAAAGUUCACAUUCGAGAGAAGCCUUAUACAUGUACUCAGUGUGGAGAGGGUUUCUUUGGCAAAGAAGAACUAAAUGUGCACAUGAGAAUUCAUACUGGGGGAAGAUCUUUCACAUGCACUCGGUGUGGGAGGAGUUUCAACCGUGCAUCAAACCUCAAAAGACACAUGAAAGUCCACAUUAGAGAGAAGCCUUAUACACGCACUCAGUUUGGAAGGGGUGUCUUUGUAAAAGAACUACUAAAUGUGCACAUGAGAAUUCAACAAAGAGAAUGUACCAGACACAUGAAAUGUCACACUGGAGAGAAGCCUUAUACAUGCACUCAGUGUGGAAAGAGUUUCAGUCAGAAAACAAACCUUAACAGACACUUGAGCUAUCACACUAGACAGAAGCCUUAUACAUGCACUGAGUAUGGAAAGCAUGUUUUUGUCAAAGAAGAACAAACAGAUUCCAUGGGACUGAAAGAAGCCGAGCAGCAUCAGUUUGAAAAACCUCAUCAUUUUAAAAAUGAAAAUGGAAAUGCAAUCAGUGCACAGACUGAACAAAAUUGCCCACAAAAACAAGCUGGAAAAACUGGAGUUAAAAGAUCUUUAACAUGCACUCAGUGUGGGAAGAAUUUCAACCAUGCAUCAAACCUUAAGAGACACAUGAGAUCUCACACUGGAGAGAAGCCUUAUACAUGCACCCAGUGUGGAAAGAGUUUCAGUGUUAAAGGAGAACUUACAAAGCACAUGAGAAUUCAUACUGGAGAAAGACCGUUCACAUGCACUCAGUGUGGGAAGAGUUUUACAUCUAGAAGUGUCCUGAAAAAACAUCAGCUUUCUCACUCUGGAGUGAGAUCAUUCAGCUGCGAUCAGUGUGAUAAAUCAUUUGUUUUGGAAACAUACUUAAAAAAACAUCUUAAACUUCAUACCGGUGUAAAGCGUCACCUUUGCACUAUUUGUGGAAAGAGUUUUACACAACUGAACAGUUUACGAGUUCAUAAGAUUAUUCAUACUGGUGUGAGACCUCAUGUGUGCGCUGAAUGUGGAAAGACCUUUCUUACGUCUAGUGACAUAAAAAAACACCUGAGGAUUCACACUGGAGAGAAACCGUACAAGUGCUCACGCUGUGGAAGGAGUUUUGCUGAGUCAUCAUCCUUGAAAAAUCAUGAGAGAAGUCAUACUGGAGAAAAGCAGUACCGGUGCUCUUCAUGCGGGAGGGGUUUCACCCGCUCACAUACUCUCAUAAAACAUAAGAUAAUGCAUUGCCCACAGUUGUCUAAGCCACAUUCAAAGCCUUCACUUUCAAGUAAAUAAUUCAAUAUUCAGAUGAAGCAAACAUUGGUUGAAAUAAUCUAAUACAAAAUCUGAGAAAUACAAAACUGAAUUUUACAUUUUUAAGGGCAUUCCUUUAUCUAAAAAUGGCAGCAGAUGUUUUUCUAUUUAUAUUUCAAAAGUGAUUCUUUUCAUAUUAUGAACUCUUAAAUCCACACUGUGGACCACACACACUGAGAGAAGAUCAGAAUUCUUGGGAAAAGUGAAUUCUGUGUUUUGACAAGGACAUGGUAUGUUUUUGAAAGUUGUAUUGAAAAGUGUAGUGCUGCAAAAAAGAAAAGAUUUUUUUUUUCUUUAUGGAGUUUUUGUUUUCAUUAACUGUGUACUCGAACAAAUCGAAAAUAUGCCUUGAAAGCAUGUUGAAUCACACUUUUUCUUUUGCAUUUAAAGAAAUAGCCUGUUCAUUUUUAGACCAAGAGAAAUAAGGAGGAAAAAAUGUAUGUGACUUAAAACGUACUUGUUUACAGGAAACCAAGGGGUUACCCUUAUAGAAGAACCACAUGUAAUCAUGUGCGUCAUCUCCUGUUUGAAAUACAGUGCUAAUAAAACUAAAACUGCACUAUGUUUUUCAGUUCAAAUUUGUUUACCACGAGAGAUGAAAAAACUGGUUAUGAAAGCUGGAUGCGAUGAACAUGCAGUGUCUGUGGCAAUGCAGUUAAAGAUAACUUUUUUUUUGUCUUGAUUCUACAUCAUCAUCUGAAGCAGAUUCUGUGUAGUCUCAUCAUCAGAAUAAUUCAGCAUACUUGUAUUAAGUGAACAUUGACAGUACCACAGAUUUAACUAUAGAUGGCAAGUUGAGAGCCUAUCAUUUGUUAUUAUAUAACCGUUUAAUUAAUUGUGCAGUGUGUUUUGUUAGCAAAUGGUAAAAUCAUGUUAAAAUAUGAGUAUCAGUUAUGAUCAUCAGGCUUUUAAGGACUGUUAAUAGUUCAUCUCUCAAUCAUCAUUGUAUUGCAAUGCACUGUGUUUUACAGAGCUUUGUUUGUAAAACA
This is a messenger RNA of Labeo rohita (rohu), 5406 nucleotides long. RefSeq names its product gastrula zinc finger protein XlCGF7.1-like. Gene Ontology annotation, biological process: regulation of immune system process; regulation of cytokine production; negative regulation of transcription by RNA polymerase II. The record is from RefSeq and is a predicted model, not a curated record. The transcript is spliced from 8 exons. Gene Ontology annotation, molecular function: RNA polymerase II cis-regulatory region sequence-specific DNA binding; DNA-binding transcription factor activity, RNA polymerase II-specific. The coding region runs from base 191 to 4399 and encodes 1402 amino acids. NCBI's taxonomy places the organism in Eukaryota, Metazoa, Chordata, Actinopteri, Cypriniformes, Cyprinidae.